Molecule: messenger RNA, 1074 nt
Organism: Pyrgilauda ruficollis (rufous-necked snowfinch)
Lineage: Eukaryota; Metazoa; Chordata; Aves; Passeriformes; Passeridae
Gene: C1QTNF12
Product: C1q and TNF related 12
Exons: 6
Coding region: 310-1074 (254 amino acids)
Biological process (GO): positive regulation of insulin receptor signaling pathway; negative regulation of gluconeogenesis; positive regulation of D-glucose import across plasma membrane
Molecular function (GO): hormone activity
Source: RefSeq, a predicted model, not a curated record
UCCUUCUCACCUGCUUAAGUCUGGAUUUAUUUUAGAGACAAAUCUGGGUUUUAUUAAUCUUGAAGGAUUUUGCACCUGGCUCCUUGAUCCUGACCUGGUUAAUUUGGUUUUUUAUUUUUGUUGUUGUUUUUUAUUGGUACUGAAGCAUUUUACCUCUGGCUUCUUAAUCCUGACCUAAUAAAUUUGGAUUUUUUUGGACACAAAUCCAAUUUUUUUUUGGUCCUGGAUCAUUUUCCUCCUGGCUCCUUGACCCUGACCUGGUUAAUUUGGAUUUUUUUGGACACAAAUUGGAUUUUCCUGGCUGCCACCAUGCCGGGCUGGUGGCUGCUGCUGGCUCUGCUGUGCCACCAGCUGUGUCCCCGCGCGGUGACCGCGGCCAGGAAGGACAGGAGGGGCAGGAAGGAGCACCCAGAGCCCCUGAACGCCUCCCUGGCCAACAGCGAGGAGCAGCCCAAGCUCCCGGAGGCCGCGGACGCGCGGAUCACGGACCCCCGCAGGACCUGGAUCUCCUUCGUGCACCGCCCGGACGACGGGAAAAACUCCAAGAGGAGAUGCAAAGGGAAGGAAAAAAAAUUGCGAGGCCUGGUGGGGCCUCCAGGGCCUCCUGGGCCUCAGGGACCUCCAGGAGCUCCUGGGGCUGAAGUCACCAGGGAAGUUCUUCUGCAGGAGUUCAAGGAGAUCUUGAAAGAAGCCAUGGAGCACAGGGCCUCCCUGGCCAUCUCAGCCCACCCCAGCCAGCUGCCCCCGCUGCUGCUGUCCCUGGAGGAGGUCCCGUCCCAGCGGCGCGUGGAGGAGGCGUUCCACUGCAAGCUCAAGGGCCAGGUGCUGGUGGACAAGAAGACCUUGGUGGAACUCCAGAAUUUCCAGUCGCCCGUGGCCAAGGGCGCGUUCCUGCGGGGCUCGGGGCUGAACCUGGCCACCGGCCGCUUCACCGCCCCCGUGGGCGGCAUCUACCAGUUCUCAGCCAACGUCCACAUCGACCACAGCGAGCUGAAGAGCAAAGUGCAGCUGCGAGCGCGGGACAGCGUGCGGGUGCUGAUCUGCAUCGAGUCCCUGUGCCACAGACACACGUGA